Molecule: messenger RNA, 1895 nt
Organism: Pecten maximus
Lineage: Eukaryota; Metazoa; Mollusca; Bivalvia; Pectinida; Pectinidae
Product: palmitoyltransferase ZDHHC3-like
Exons: 8
Coding region: 32-829 (265 amino acids)
Biological process (GO): peptidyl-L-cysteine S-palmitoylation; protein targeting to membrane
Cellular component (GO): endoplasmic reticulum; Golgi apparatus
Molecular function (GO): protein-cysteine S-palmitoyltransferase activity
Source: RefSeq, a predicted model, not a curated record
AAUAUCGACAGCCCGAUACUGAUCUGUCAAAAUGGCCGUGUUUAGAUCGGAUCCCUGCGGUAUAGUAUGUUUGAUUAUAACGUACGCUGCAGUUUUGUAUGCAGAUUAUGUCGUAGUUCGGCAUCUGGUAAUCCCUACAAUGUCAGAGACGCUGUGGGGAGUCGUCAAUGUUGUAGCAUUCAACACCAUCAUUUUCCUGCUCACUAUGUCGCACAUGCGGGCGGUUUUGUCUGACCCAGGAAUAGUACCAUUACCCACAACAGGCCUCGAUUUCUCAGAUCUCCACGCAGGCAAGACCAUGCCUAACAUGAGAGACGGCUGGACAGUGUGUAUGAAAUGUGAAACAUACCGACCCCCAAGGGCUCACCAUUGUAGAAUAUGCCGGCGAUGUAUUCGCAGAAUGGAUCACCAUUGUCCCUGGAUCAACAAUUGUGUUGGUGAAUUUAAUCAGAAAUACUUCAUCCAGUUCUUAUUUUAUGUUGGUAUCCUCAGUGCAUAUGCUACCACAAUGGUGAUUGUAUCAUGGAUGAUGGAUCCAGGAGUGAAAAGCAAUGGAAAACAUGUCAAAUUGAUACAUUCUGUGCUGUUAGUGGUGGAGUCACUACUGUUUGGAAUGUUUGUGAUCGCCAUCGGCUGUGACCAGAUGGGAGCUAUUCUGAGUGACGAAACAGCCGUAGAGCAAGUGAAAAAGGAAGGGCCAAGACGACAGAAAAAAUCAUCAUACGCUUUAAUGCAGGAAGUCUUUGGUCGAGGGCAUCCGUGUUGGUGGCUGGUCCCUCUACAGUUUAAUCCAGUGGUCCAAGUCUACGAGACACAGUACACAGUAUAGCACAGGCCAUUUACUACAAAGGGGGAGGGAAGGGUAUGGGAAGGGGUCACAUUUGGGGAGGGAAUGGAUUUUGUUGUGAAUUUCACUUUUGUUUCGUCAUCCUGUCAAUGUUCUCACAUUCCAGUCUGUAUAGAUUAACUUGGUUUAAAUAGUCUUUCUUUUCCAUUACUAACAUUUCAAAGUUUAUUCAUUUAAUAUCAGCUCAUUUCUUACUUUUGAUAUCCGGCAUGUCUACAGUGUAUAUACCUGUGUAUAUGUGUUUCACGCCUACAAAGUCUAGGCUGUGCCAUAAUUAACCUACAGUAAACCCAGGGACCAAUGAUCUGAGACUCCAAUGAGGGGGAGGGGGUAAUCGGAGGUAUGUGUGGUUAUUAAUUAAAUAAUAACAACAGUAAUGAUAACAUACCUUUAUAGAGAACCUAGCUAUAAAUGCCAGCCCAUUACUACAGGAAAGUUGGUAAUUCUAGUGGACAACAACCAUGAGGAGCUUAUAGCUGGACAUAGACUUAUUGUCAGACAUUUGACUUAUUGUCAGACAUUUGACUUAUUGUCAGACAUGGACUUAUUACGGGACAUGGACAUAUUAUCAGACAUGGACUUAUUACCAGACAUGAGCUUAUUACCAAACAUGGACUUAUUACCAGACAUGGACUUAUUACCAGACAUGGACUUAUUACCAGACGUGGACUUAUUACCAGAUAUGGACUUAUUACCAGAUAUGGACUUAAUGAUAGACAUGGACUUAUUGGGAUAUGUUGACUUAUUGUCAGACAAUGACUUAUUGGUGAAUACAUACUGUAAACUUUCAUACCAAACCACAAAAAAUACAUCAUUUAUGAGUGUUGUUGCAUUUUAAAUCUGAUCAAACACUUUCAGGAGUUAAAAUUGUACUAUAUAGAGAAGACAUAAUGAGUGUCUUAAAAUAUAAGCUGUAUUUUUGCAGGGGUAAAGAAGGACAAAACUGGCGAGCCUCAGCAAACCACUUUUGUCUUUCUGUCCCGAGCCAAAAAUACAGCUUAUAUUUUAAGACACUGACCAUGAAUUCUAUUUAUCAUGCAACAGUCAU